This is a messenger RNA of Caenorhabditis auriculariae, 8128 nucleotides long. The record is from the annotation of a GenBank genome assembly. NCBI's taxonomy places the organism in Eukaryota, Metazoa, Nematoda, Chromadorea, Rhabditida, Rhabditidae.
AUGUUGCCGAUGUCACAGCAAGAAGUUUUGGCGACGUUGCUGCUGUAUAGCUUCUUAGAGUGCGUUUUAGUACAAAGAAUGACAAUUUUCAGAACAAAACUUGCGAUGCAGCCGGCCGCCCCUAUCGCUCCAUCCCUUGGUAAUCUAUAAUUUAAUUAAAGUCAAUAUAUCUUGUUACUCACAAAAAAUAAAAAAUUUCUUUUUGUAAGAUUUUCCAAUUUCUUUCGUUUUAUAAUAAAUCAAAAACUCGAAAAAAUGAAACUUCGUGUUUGAUCACGAAACUUUUGUAAUAAGAGUUCUGAAUGAAGAAGCUCUCAAAAAUCUUCCCAAUAAUUUUGAACGAGAGCAAGUGAAUCAGACAUUCUCAUUCACAAAAUGAAGCUUGCGGCAAAUGUUUAAAAAUAAUUUUCAGACCAGACGAUGACAGUGGUUCAUAUGGCCCCUUCGGAUGCCGUUGCUUUCGGUGAUUUCGAAAAUCUUUUUUUUCCUACUUAUUUCUUCAGCAUUCGAAAGUGGACCUCGCUUGGCCGUUUUGGAGGUGGUAAGCCAGACUAAAAUACAGAUCAAGGAAUCCGGUCCUGAUGAAACGGCUAUAUGGGUGACCGGAAGCGAGGUUUGUUUUUCGAAGUUUCAGAAGUAAGCUCACGAAACUCUGCAGCUCUUGAAGAAUCAAAAAGUAUGAGCUGUUUGAACUGAUAAUUACCAAAAAUUUAUCGUCUAAAAAACUUUAUUCCAGAAGGCAAUCGAAGAGGCCAUGCUUAGCAUAAGAAAAUUUAUUCUGGAAGCAGAAAAAAGAAUAGUAAGAGCUAUUUUUUUGGUGAAAAAUAAUGCUUCUUUUUUUAUCAGAGAAAUGUUUCGUUGAACACAUCGUCUCGCAACCAGCCCAUCGAACCCGACGACCAUGAUUUGAAUCAGUGAGUUUUUUUAUUAUAAAGAAAAACUUUUAAAAAAACGAAAGUUGAAAUUAACUUUCGAAGAGCUUAGUCCAACAAAAAAAGGAUUACAUUAAUAGUUUUUGAAAUAAAGAAAAUCAAAACAGAGGCUUCUGUAAAAGUUCCAGAGAAAUUUCAAUCUAAUGGCAAAGGGAGUAUCUCUUUCUUUUUAUUGAUUUUUCACGUCUUGUUUGUUUCGCGUCGAAGGGAUAACCUUUAAUAUUCUUGUCUCAAUUAGGUCAAAGGUCAGUCAAGCGAUCAAUGGUGGUCUCUGGCUUGUUGAGAAAAGUGAAGUUGCGGCAGGGUAUUAUUUAUAAUCAUAAAGUAAUAUGCAGUUAUAAAACUUUACUCUCAACUUGCCUUACGAAGCUAUAAAGUUGAUGAAGUGUGUUUCAUAUGGAAAAAGCAUAUCUAAAGAACAGAGUGGAGCAGUAAACUUUUGUAACUUUUUUAUUAGGUUUGCAUGUUUUUUUUUGUAGAGACUCCAUCGGCCAUGACAUGUCGAUAUCUGCUUUUCAUGCACCAGAAAACGAGUCUCGCUGUGCCUCCUGCAAUGAAAGCACCAGCUUUGACCCUCAGCUCGCCCCGCCGAGCUAUCAGGCUGACUUUUGUUUCAACAACCCAAUACUCGCCUUAUCAUCUCAACCGUAAUAUUUCUUCUGGAAAUUAAAUCUAAAAAAACUUUAAAAAACAAGCUCAGAGUUUAUCAUUCUUAGGUUCAUUCAAAUACAAGGAUUCGAAGAGAGAAUUAAUUAGGAGUAUGAAAACUAGUCCAGUGGAAACAAUUUUGAAUCGGUCUUUUGAUAAAAUGUUUCAUGGCAGAGUAAAUAACCACAAAGAAAGCGCAAUUCUAACUUAGAAACCUAAUAAACGCUCAUUUUGAGUUUUUCAGUGCUUUUAAGUUAUCCUAUACGCCUUUUACUGAAGCAAAAACUGACAGAGUCUCUUUUGAGGCUCUUCAUUUGAGUGUUGGAAAAUUCUCAGAACAACAGGCGGAAUGCAAAGCUUCAUUAUGAAUAAUAUCCAGGAAAAAAUGUCAGAAAACACAAUAAGCAGAAGUUCGAAGCCUUCCACAACUUUAAUUUUUACUCUUACCCGAUUAUUAUUUCAGAGAAAUUCAAGGCCCUGGUCAACUACAUCAACAGGCUGUUGCUCCGCCUGGCCAAAUGCGAUAUGCACCGCCCCAAGGGAUGCAACAUGUCCAAGGGUAAAUUAAUAAAAUGAACACGACAAAAGAAAAUAUCUUAUUUAACACGCUGUCUCCGUUAUUCUCAAAAAAUUUCUAAAAGCAAUGGGUACAAUAAAAAAAAUAUUUUUUGAUUUCGACAAAACUUCAUCCAGUGUGAUAACCCAUCAUCAGAAAUGCGGACCCAACUUUUUGAGCCAUUUCCCUCUUACUGUAGCCGGGUUACGGUAGGCAGGUGGGCACCUGCGUAUCUCAGUAUUUAUGAGUUUUUUUAUUAGGCAAGUGAUAUAUCAAUCGAUAGGUAAUUCAAUUUUAGGAACUUUUACAGUACAUACCAUCAUGGGUUACGGUGGGAAAAUUUUGAGUUACGGUACUUUUUGUGUCUGCCGAGUCAGUUUUUCGACCGCCAUGAGCUUGAGCCGGGAGAUCCAUUUUUCCUAACUUCUCAAAAGAUACCUUAUGAGAAGCUGUACAAGCUGUUACUAGUUUGAAAAAAUCUUAGGUGGACCAUCAUUUCGAAAAAUCGCCCCGAAGGCGCGCAAUCGUGGUCUUGCGGCGGCCAAGUGGGUGAAGUCCAUGAUGCCUGACGGCUCAUUCUUCACAGAUCCAUUCCAAUCUUUGUUUCCAUUUUACUUAUACAUGUCUAUUAUUGAUUUUUAUUUCAAUUUGAGAUGUUUUUCGGGUUGACCAUCAUCUCGAAAUUUCAUUUUGAACCCAAAUUUGGCCUAAAAUGGCCGACUCGGCCUUUUUCACGGGAUCCCUGACCCCGUAUGUGACCGUUCUCAACUUUUUCCUUUCUUAAACGUGAACAAGAGUGUCUGAACAACAGUUUUAUAACAAUCGGAACCCCUUUUGAGAGGACCAUCAUCUCGAAAUUUCAUUUUGAACCCAAAUUUGGCCUAAAAUGGCCGACUCGGCCUUUUUCACGGGAUCCCUGACCCCGUAUGUGACCGUGGUGGUCGAAAAACUGACUCGGCAGACACAAAAAGUACCGUAACUCAAAAUUUUCCCACCGUAACCCAUGAUGGUAUGUACUGUAAAAGUUCCUAAAAUUGAAUUACCUAUCGGUUGAUAUAUCACUUGCCUAAUAAAAACUCAUAAAUACUGAGAUACGCAGGUGCCCACCUGCCUACCGUAACCCGGCUACAGUAAGAGGAAAUGGCUCAAAAAGUUGGGUCCGCAUUUCUGAUGAUGGGUUAUCACACUGGAUGAAGUUUUGUCAAAAUCAAAAAAUAUUUUUUUUAUUGUACCCGUUGUUUUUGAGAAUAACGGAGACAGCGUGUUAAACAUCAUGAUUAUUACGCCAGCAGAAUUGAUCAGAAAACACAAUAAGCAGAAGUUCGAAGCCUUCCACAGCUUUAAUUUUUACUUUGACCGGAUCUAUAUUUCAGUGGAUUUCAAGGACCCCUUGCACCGUAUCCACAUCCCGGUGUUCCUGGGCAGAUCCCCCCGUCGAUGCCUUUACCUACAAGGUAAAUGAACAAAUUAAACCCGACAAAAAGGAAAGAUCUCAUUUACUCGUCAUGAUCAAUAGACAAAAAGGGAUUAUCAAAAAGCACAUUAUUAAGAAACCAUAAUAAGCAAAAGUUCAAAGCAUUCUACAGCUUUAAUUUUUCUUUUUACCUGAUUACAAUUUCAGUGGCUUCCAAGCCCCGCGUCCACUCAAUCAACCCGCUUUCGCUGCAGCCCCGUCGUUUGGUCAGCGCGCACCGCCAUUGCCUCAAAUGCCGGGGUAAAUGAACAAAUUAAACACGACUUAAUCAAAGAUCUCAUUUAAACAUUAUGAUUGAUAUACCAGCAGAAUUUCCAGAAAGCACACUGAUAAGAAAACACAAUAAGCAGUUCGAAGCAUUCUAAAGCUUUAAUUCUUACUUUUACCAGUUAUUCUUUCAGAUUAAUCCAAGGCCCGCCUCAAGUUCAUCAUCAGGGUGUUGCCCCGACUGCCCAAAGUCAAUAUGCACCGCCUCAAGGGAUGCAAAUACCAGGGUAAAAGAAUAAAAUGAACACGACAAAAGGAAAGAUCUCAUCAGGCAAAAAGGGAUUAUCAAGAAGCACAUUAUUAAGAAACCAUAAUAAGCAAAAGUUCAAAGCAUUCUACAGCUUUAAUUUUUCUUUUUACCUGAUUAUAAUUUCAGUGGCUUCCAAGCCCCGCGUCCACUCAAUCAACCCGCUUUCGCUGCAGCCCCGUCGUUUGGUCAGCGCGCACCGCCAUUGCCUCAAAUGCCGGGGUAAAUGAACAAAUUAAACACGACUUAAUCAAAGAUCUCAUUUAAACAUUAUGAUUGAUAUACCAGCAGAAUUUCCAGAAAGCACACUGAUAAGAAAACACAAUAAGCAGUUCGAAGCAUUCUAAAGCUUUAAUUCUUACUUUUACCAGUUAUUCUUUCAGAGAAGUUCAAAACCCGGGUCAACUUCAUCAACAGGAUUUUGCUCUGCCGUUCCACGGGCAAUUCCCUCCGCCCCAAGGAAUGCCGCAAAUAUCAGGGUAAAUGAAUAAAAUGAACACGACAAAAGGAAAGAUUUUAUUUACUCAUCAUGAUCCAUAGGAAAAAAAAAUUAUCAAGAAACGCAUUAUUACGAAAACAUAAUAAGCAAAAGUUCAAUGCGUUCUACAGCUUUAAUUCUUAUAUAUAUACCCGAUUAUAAUUUCAGUGGCUUCCAAGCCCCGCGUCCUAUCAAUAAACAGAUUGUUGCUCCGCCUUUCCAUGGACAUUUUCCACUGCCACAAGCAAUGCCCCAAGCAGCAGGGUAAAUGAAUAAAAUGAUCACGACACAAUGAAAGAUCUCAUUUAAACAUAGGAGUUCGAAGCCUCUGACAACUUUAAUUUCUACUUUUUUUUAGAUUCUGAUUUCAGAGGUUUUCAAGUUCCACGUCCUCAGUAUCCGCCGUCUCUCGUUCCGCUUGUCCAAAGUAAUUAUGCACCGCCCCCAGCAACGCCUCAUGUUCAAAGGUGAUUGAAUAAAAGAAGACAGUAAAAUGAUAGGAUCUCAUUUACAAGCUUCAAAAAAAGUUUCAAUAAGAUUAUAUUUCUCCCAUGAAAGUUGUGAGCAAAACUACAUAUAUAUAUAUAUAGCCAUUUCUUCCAAUUCGAAAAUUCUAACCAGAUUAAACUUUUUUUUUUCGAGGUUUCUGGAACUUUUUUUUAAGCGCCGAUAUCCAACAUCAACAACUACCGCCAGGACCGCAACACGUCCAACAAGAAGCACAUCAUCAUUGCGAGUGGUAAAUUUUUCAUUUUUCAAUUUUUUUGCAGCUUCGAUCUAAACAAAAUAUUGGGAGAAACCCAGAACGAUUUUUCAAGGAGAAAAAAAAACUAAAAUUUCAACAAACUCCAACUUUUUUCAUGUGGAAAGAAUAACCAAUUCGUUUUUUUCGAGGUUUUGAAACUUUUUUUAAGCGGCGCCUAUAUUCAUCAGGAACAUGGGGAAAGACCACAACAACACGCCCGAGAGCACGAACAUCAUCAUUGCGAAUAGUGAAUUUUUCCAUUUUUUUCAAUGACAACUUCGAUCUAAAUAACAUAUUGGGAGAAUCCCUCAAAAAAACGACUUUUCAAGGAGAAAAAAACUGAAACAGUUUUUUUCCUAACUGAUUUCAUCAUUGCAGCUGCAGCGGACACACGUGCCAUUCAAAUCAUCAUCAAGCCCCUCAAACCCAUCAUGCGCACUGCGCUCAUCGGCCGCCAAAGGUUUUUUUAUAAGCUUUGACGGAAACUGUGAGAUGAAAAAUAAAACAAUUAAAAAAAUUAUUUUUUUCGAAAAAUGGAUGAACUUGUUUGAAAAAGUUUUUCUUGUGUUUUCUGCAACAUUCUCUUUUUGCAAGGUGUUUUUUUGAACUUUCUCUGCUGUUUAAUCAAAUAUUUAUCUCUUUAGAGAUCCAACAAACCUUAUAUUUCAGUCCACCAAUGAUUCCGCAAAACGACAGGUCUUUCAUUCAGCAAGCGGGUAACUUCCCACAUGAUCAUCCGGAGCCCACACAGCGAUUGUACGAUUUAUUUCUUACUUACGCUCCUUUUUCAAAACUGCUUUCUCAAUAUGUUCUCUAGUAAUGGAAAACCUUUUGAUACUCUGAUAACAACAAGGUUUCAUAAAACCUUAUCACAUUAUUCAUUUUCCUAAAAUUCCAAGACUAACCAACACACUGCAGCCUGGAUUGAAAGUAAAAGAAGAUAUAUUUAAGAAAGAAUAGGAAGAAAGAUUGGUGGAGCAAACUUUUGGAGCUUUGAGACUUUUAGGGGUUCUACAUUUUCACACAAGUUCAACGUUUCAGAGCUAAUGCAAAUCAAACGAUCCACGGAUAUCCCACAGCUCAUUAUCCUGCUUCUCCGAAAGAAAUGAACAGCCCGAGUCCCCAAGUGCCGCUUGGACAGCACCAAAUUUUCGAAAGACAACGCAUGAACAUUCCAAAUAUGAUGUAAGUAUCGCAUUUUGACCGUUUUUUUUUUGGAACAGUGAGGUCCUUUUAUUAGCUUCGACGAAAAUUUGGCCAAAAAUAUAAGAUGAAAAUUGAAAAUUAAAACUUAAGAGAUCCAACAGACCUUCCAUUUUCAGUCAACCGAGGAAUGUUGAGCGUUUUGAACCUUCACCUGGACAUUUCCGACAGGAUCUCCAACAACAUCCCCAGCAUUUGUACGAUUUGUUUCCUACUUACGCUUCUUCUUCUGAACUUCUUUCUAAAGUUGUUUUUUUGAUAAUGAAAGACCUUUUGAUACGCUGAUAACAACAAGGUUUCAUUAACCUUAUCACAUAUUUCCAAAAUUCCAAGACUAAUCAACACACUGUAGCCUGGAUUGAAAGUAAAAGGAGAUAUAUCUCAGAAAGAAUAGAAAGAAAAAUUGGAGCAAGUUUAUUUUGGUGCUCUGUGACUUUUUAGAGAUCCUACAUUCUCAUAAAUGUUCCACGUUUCAGGAAUACUGGUAACCAAUCUUUUCAUGGAUUUCCGACAGCCACGUUUGGAAACUACCAACACCCUCCCCAGCAACCUUCAUCGCGAGUAUACUAUAUACCAUCUAUGUACGUUUCUUCUUUUAAAAUUCUUUAUGAAAUCACUUUUUAGUAAUGGAAAACUUUUCGAUAAAAUAAUAACAACAUGGUUACAUAAAACCUUAUCACAUUAUUCAUUUUCCUAAAAUUCCAAGACUAACCAACACGCUGUAGCCUGGAUUGGAAGUAAAAAAAAGAUAUAUCCAAAAAAAGAACAAAAAGAAAAAUUGGAGCAGGGAGUUUUCGGAACUCUGGGACUUUUAAAGGUUCUUCAUUUUAUACAAGUUCAACGUUUCAGGAGCUCUGCGGCAAAUAAAUCGUUCAGCAGCUCUCCGGCGAUCGGUCCUUCUACUGGGUAUGAAAACUUUUACUUGUGAACUUGAAAAAAAAAUAUCAAAAGCCGCGAUUUUUUGGUUUUUUGAAACCGUUUCUUCUCACUUUUCGAUAUGUUUUGUUCUAAUUUUCAGCCGCAAUCCCGAUGUCUCAUAUGAGCCGACACGACCUUCCGCUUAUGAAACAUACAUGAUGCUUGAGAUGAAUUCAGCUGCAAAUCGCAAGUAAGCACCGCAGCUUUUUUUUUUUUAAAAAACGAGAAAUAUUUUUUUGAUGACAUUUUUUUCUGAGCAUUCUUCGAAAAAGAUUCUUCGCGCCAAAAAUAUUGAAGUCGAUAUGAUUUUAAAAAAAGCAACGUACUUAAAAUUUAAUUUAAUCAAGAUGCGUUUGAAAGCGAUUUAAUGAAAAGUCACCUUUGUAAGGCCGACAGGUAUUUUCUUUCAUUGAAGUCCCCUCAUCGAAAACCCCAUUUUUCACAUUUUUGAACCCUUUUUCAUCGAAAAACUAUAUAAUAAUUAUUUGCAAAAAUUAGAAAUAAAGAUGAGAAAAAAGGAAAAGCUAUUUUGAGAGAAAAAAUCCCUUUUUCAGCCUACUCUCGCAGUCCCUCAUGAAUCCAAAAUGGUCCGAUGCACAUCUAACGACCUCUCACAACUUCCAGAGAAAACCAAGGAAAAGAACUUCUUCUUUGAUCUAA